Nyctereutes procyonoides (raccoon dog) is the source of this 1438-nucleotide messenger RNA. It is a transcript of the gene SLC35B1, whose product is annotated as solute carrier family 35 member B1. Gene Ontology annotation, biological process: UDP-galactose transmembrane transport. The transcript is spliced from 9 exons. Gene Ontology annotation, cellular component: endoplasmic reticulum membrane; Golgi membrane. Lineage: Eukaryota; Metazoa; Chordata; Mammalia; Carnivora; Canidae. The record is from RefSeq and is a predicted model, not a curated record. Gene Ontology annotation, molecular function: UDP-galactose transmembrane transporter activity; UDP-glucose transmembrane transporter activity. Bases 164 to 1252 code for a protein of 362 amino acids.
GACUCCCUUGGUCAGCAGGGACGAAACUAAGGUCCCAGGGCGGAUCUCCUUUUCUUGGGGACGGCUUCUGGGUCCCAAGGCGUCUCCCCCCGCGGAGGCCCUGAGCUGGCAGCUCUGGCGGUGGCUGCUGGGGCCUACUGCGCGGCGGUCUCAUGCAGCUCCUAUGAGGCCCCUGUCGCCGGUCGGCGAUGUCCGGCUGGAGCUGUCGCCGCCGCCGCCGCUGCCGCUGCCGCUGCCGCUGCCGGCUGUGAGCGGGUCUCCGGUCGGGUCGUCCGGGCGUCUCAUGGCCGCUAGCAGCUCUCUGGUGCCCGACCGGCUGCGCCUGCCGCUCUGCUUCCUCGGCGUCUUUGUCUGCUAUUUCUACUAUGGGAUCCUGCAGGAAAAGAUAACAAGAGGAAAGUAUGGGGAGGGAGCCAAGCAGGAAACAUUCACUUUUGCCUUAACUUUGGUCUUCAUCCAGUGUGUGAUCAAUGCUGUGUUUGCCAAGAUCUUGAUCCAGUUUUUUGACACUGCCAGGGUGGAUCGUACUCGGAGCUGGCUCUAUGCUGCCUGUUCUGUCUCCUAUCUGGGUGCCAUGGUCUCUAGCAACUCAGCACUACAGUUUGUCAACUAUCCAACUCAGGUCCUUGGUAAAUCCUGCAAGCCAAUCCCAGUCAUGCUCCUUGGAGUUACCCUCUUGAAGAAGAAGUACCCAAUGGCCAAGUACCUGUGUGUGUUGCUAAUUGUGGCUGGAGUGGCCCUUUUCAUGUACAAACCCAAGAAAGUAGUUGGGAUGGAAGAACACACAGUUGGCUACGGAGAGCUGCUUCUGUUAUUAUCUCUGACCCUGGAUGGACUGACAGGUGUUUCCCAGGACCACAUGCGGGCUCAUUACCAAACAGGCUCCAACCACAUGAUGUUGAAUAUCAACCUUUGGUCGACAUUAUUGCUGGGAGCUGGAAUCCUGUUCACUGGGGAGCUCUGGGAGUUCUUGAGCUUUGCCGAAAGGUACCCCAACAUCAUCUAUAACAUUCUGCUCUUUGGUCUGACCAGUGCCCUGGGUCAGAGCUUCAUCUUCAUGACAGUUGUGUAUUUUGGCCCCCUGACUUGCUCCAUCAUCACCACAACUCGAAAGUUCUUCACUAUUUUGGCCUCUGUGAUCCUCUUCGCCAAUCCCAUCAGCCCCUUGCAGUGGGUGGGCACCGUGCUUGUGUUCUUGGGUCUCGGUCUCGAUGCCAAGUUUGGGAAAGGAGCCAAGAAGACAUCCCACUAGGAAGAGAGAGACUACCUCCACUUCGAGAAUAUUUAAGUUAUUGUCUCAAAUAUGGACAUCUCUUGGGCAAAUGGACACAAUAGGGAUAAAGGACUGGGUUCCAGUCUGUUUUUUUUUGUUGUUGUUUUUUAAGAAAAGGAAACAAAAAUCACAUAUUCUUAAAAAAGUGCUUGGAUUUUAACAAGA